Molecule: messenger RNA, 1738 nt
Organism: Neoarius graeffei (lesser salmon catfish)
Lineage: Eukaryota; Metazoa; Chordata; Actinopteri; Siluriformes; Ariidae
Gene: tdp2b
Product: tyrosyl-DNA phosphodiesterase 2b
Exons: 7
Coding region: 72-1190 (372 amino acids)
Biological process (GO): double-strand break repair
Cellular component (GO): PML body; cytoplasm
Molecular function (GO): protein binding; 5'-tyrosyl-DNA phosphodiesterase activity; single-stranded DNA binding
Source: RefSeq, a predicted model, not a curated record
GAAGAAGAAGCCGGAAUAUUAUUCCGGUUACACCGAGUUGAACUAGCGCGCCAUGUCCAGCGGUUGAAUUGAUGAGCAGCACUGUAAUAUCAGAUAAAGCGGUAAUGGAGAGUUCGGAGGAAACCCGGUCCCGGUUCUGUGAGCAGUUUAUAACCAUCACCGGGUCGGACAGCGCUGUGGCUCAGGGUUACCUCACUGAAAACCACUGGGACAUGGAGAGAGCCUUGAAUUCUUUCUUCGAAGCGGAUAUGGAGUCAGUUUUUGAUGUGGAGGACACAGAAGAGGAAAAUGAUAAACCUUCGAGCAAGAGAAAGGAGACAGAUAGAGAUGCUCCAGAGUCCAAAAGGAAGAUGAACUCCAGCCCAGCAGCUUGUAUUGAUUUGACCGAGGAUGAGCCCGCUUGCUCUAAUUCCACACGCAGUUCAGAGGACGAAGCUGACCGCAAGCUCUCGCUCAUCUCCUGGAAUGUGGAUGGCUUGGACACUCUGAAUCUCGCCGAACGAGCCAGAGGCCUGUGCUCUUAUCUGGCACUAUACACACCAGACGUGGUGUUCUUACAAGAACUCAUCCCUCAGUAUGUUCAGUAUCUGAAAAAGCGAGCCGUCAGCUACCAGAUUGUUGAAGGAAACGAAGAGGGAUACUUCACUGCCUUGAUGCUGAAGAAAUCAAGAGUAAAACUGCAAAGCAGUGAAAUUAUUUCUUACCCGACCACACAGAUGAUGAGAAAUCUGUUGUGUGCCAAAGUCUGUUUUUUAGGCCAGGAGUUUUGUCUGAUGACCUCACACUUAGAGAGUUGUAAAGAUCAGGCUGCAGAGAGGAUGAAGCAGCUGAAGGUGGUGUUGCAGAACAUAACACAGGAGCCAGAUAACAUGACGGUCAUUUUUGGAGGUGACACCAAUCUUCGAGACUCUGAGGUAGCACAAGUGGGUGGUCUUCCUCCUGGCGUGCUCGACGUGUGGGAGGAGCUCGGCAAACAGGAGCACUGCAGGUACACAUGGGACACUAAAAUCAACAACAACAAAGGCGUGUCCUACACCAGCAGGUGUCGCUUCGACCGUAUCUACCUGAGACCUGCUAAAACAGGGGCUAAAGUGAGUCCCGAGCACAUGGCGCUGGUCGGAAUGGAGAAGCUGGACUGUAGCCGCUACACCAGUGAUCACUGGGGAAUCUACUGCACUUUUACCAGUUGAGUUUGGAGUGUAUGAUGUUAUCCGCUCGCAGUCUGGAACAAGUCUAGACGUGUUCAAGUGAUUUUAAUCAAGAAGCCUGAAUGACCAGUAUUACGAUUUUCCCCUCAGCUUCAUCAGAGUAUAGCGUAUCAGUGUUACUUCACUAUCUGGCUGCUUGAUUUUACCUGAUUUGAAGUGUUCUUAAAAAUUCAGACACAUAGAAACACCUUCUUUUUUUUUUUUUUUUUAAAGUGGCUUUAGCUCUGUCAAGAGUAAGAAAUUCUGACCCAUAUUUGGAGGAAAUAUGUGCAUUUGCUCCAGUUUAGCAGUCAGACUUCCUCUUUCAUCGAGGUGGUUGUUUCCUGUACUGAGUUCUAAGCCUAACUGUAAGCUUAAUCACGCAUCUCUGAGCUAACUGUAAUUGUUUUUGUUGAAAUGACUACAUUCACUGGGAACAUCAGUGUACUCAAUCAUUAACCGAGAGAAAUGUACCUGUCUAUUACUCUUUUUUUAAUUCUUGUGUAUAUAAUUGCAUAAUCACUUAAUAAACUAAACAAAUCUUUAAUUUA